This is a messenger RNA of Hibiscus syriacus, 1013 nucleotides long. Its product is annotated as ras-related protein RABE1c-like. Gene Ontology annotation, cellular component: plasma membrane. Bases 174 to 824 code for a protein of 216 amino acids. The record is from RefSeq and is a predicted model, not a curated record. NCBI's taxonomy places the organism in Eukaryota, Viridiplantae, Streptophyta, Magnoliopsida, Malvales, Malvaceae. The transcript has 9 exons. Gene Ontology annotation, biological process: protein secretion; regulation of exocytosis. Gene Ontology annotation, molecular function: GTPase activity; GTP binding.
CUCUAUCUCAAAAUUUUCUUUUCCUCUUUCUCUCACAUGAGUCACAACGGCUGACCGUUGGUGGCGUACCAGAGACGCUUCUGAUCUCGUUCCACCAGAUCUCACUCUUCCUUCCCCUGGUUUAUUUUUUCUUUCUUAGUUUUUUGAUUGUUCGAUAAAUUUCUUCAAUUUCUAUGGCUGCUCCACCUGCUAGAGCUCGAGCCGAUUACGACUAUCUUAUAAAGCUCCUUUUGAUCGGCGAUAGCGGUGUGGGUAAGAGUUGCCUCCUCUUGCGUUUCUCGGAUGGCUCAUUUACUACAAGUUUUAUUACGACCAUUGGAAUUGACUUUAAGAUAAGGACUAUAGAACUCGAUGGAAAAAGAAUCAAACUGCAAAUUUGGGAUACUGCUGGGCAAGAGCGGUUUCGAACAAUUACAACGGCUUACUAUCGCGGAGCCAUGGGUAUUUUGCUCGUCUAUGACGUGACUGAUGAGUCAUCUUUCAAUAACAUUAGAAAUUGGAUCCGUAAUAUUGAACAGCAUGCUUCGGAUAAUGUCAACAAGAUUCUGGUUGGUAAUAAGGCUGACAUGGAUGAAAGCAAAAGGGCCGUCCCUACCUCAAAGGGCCAAGCUCUUGCUGAUGAAUAUGGCAUCCAGUUCUUUGAAACUAGUGCAAAAACAAACCUAAACGUUGAGGAGGUUUUCUUUUCGAUAGCCAGGGACAUUAAGAAAAGACUUGCGGAUACUGACUCCAGGCCUGACCCACAAGCAAUCAAAAUUAAUCAAACCGACCAGGCUGCAGGGGGUGCUGCGGCCACUCAAAAAUCAGCUUGCUGCGGUUCUUGAGCAAACUAUGUUGAGAAUGAGAUCUGAAGGGUACACAUUCACUACUACUGUAGUUGCUGUUUUGGUCUGAAAAAACAAACUAAUUUUGUUACAACUUAUAUUGUUUGUGUUUGUAUUUUCUUCACUGCAUAUCAUUAUUUUUACAUCUGCUAACUCUUUGGUGUGAAAUGUUCGAUUAUAUUAGAUUAA